Molecule: messenger RNA, 2588 nt
Organism: Prunus mume (Japanese apricot)
Lineage: Eukaryota; Viridiplantae; Streptophyta; Magnoliopsida; Rosales; Rosaceae
Source: RefSeq, a predicted model, not a curated record
GAGCUGCGAAGUAGAGAAAACAUGAGGCUGGGGGACAGCGAAGCAGAUGGCAAUCAAGUAGUUUGUAUAAAUACAAGGUUCAGCUCUCUCCGUGUUUAAGGCAGAGAGAGAUCCCAGUGUUCUUGCCAUAUCCCUUUAUCCUAGCCUUGCUAGCUCUCUCUUCUCUCUCUUCUCUGUUUCUUCAUUUCUCUUAAACAGAGAUUUCUGGCAGAAAAUUGAAGACCCAUUUAAUAUUUUUGAUCCCUGUUGGGUUUUCUUCUCAUGAAAAAUAGAGAUUAAUUGCAGACAUUUAGAGACACACUAUACACAGAAGAAAGAAAAGAUAGGUAAUACUUUCUGAGAUCAUGAAGCAUAAAGAUGGAAAACCAGGACCCCAAGGUACCAGGGUUUUCCCCAUGGCAAUCUUGUUUGUUGUGCUAUGCGGGUUUUCAUUCUAUCUUGGUGGAAUCUUCUGUUCUGAGAAGAACAGAAUUGAACCCUCUGAUGUCAAAGAUGUCACAAAGGCAGUUCGAUCAUCCAAGGAGUCACUUGUGGCCCCUCUCCAAAUAAAAACUGUUUCCUUUGCUGAAUGCAGCAGUGACUAUCAAGACUACACCCCAUGCACAGAUCCAAGGAGGUGGAGAAAAUAUGGUGUUCAUCGGCUUACUUUCAUGGAACGCCACUGCCCUCCAGUAUUUGAAUUUUCUACUUGUUUCAUCGAGGAAAAAAAAAACAAAAAAGUUUCUCUGAGUAUACCUUGUGGAUCUGGUUUCAGGAAUGUGCCAUAUGAUUGGAUUAACAAGCAGAAAUCUAAUCAGAAUUGGCUAAGAAAAGAAGGGGAGAAGUUUCUCUUUCCUGGUGGAGGAACUAUGUUUCCUAGAGGUGUAUCUGCAUAUGUUGAUUUGAUGCAAGAUCUUAUUCCGGAAAUGAAAGAUGGGACUGUUCGAACUGCCAUUGAUACUGGGUGUGGGGUUGCAAGUUGGGGAGGUGAUUUGCUAGAUCGGGGGAUUUUAACAGUUUCUCUCGCCCCAAGAGAUAAUCAUGAAGCUCAAGUUCAGUUUGCCUUGGAACGUGGGAUUCCGGCAAUCCUUGGCAUCAUUUCUACACAGAGAUUUCCUUUCCCCUCAAACUCGUUUGAUAUGGCUCACUGCUCAAGGUGCCUCAUCCCAUGGACGGAAUUUGGUGGAAUUUACCUCCUUGAAAUUCAUCGUAUACUCCGCCCUGGAGGUUUCUGGGUCCUAUCUGGUCCACCUGUCAACUACGAAAACCACUGGCGUGGAUGGAACACAACCAUAGAAGAGCAGAAAUCAGAUUAUGACAAGUUGCAAGAACUGCUAACUUCAUUGUGCUUCAAAUUGUAUAACAAAAAGGAUGAUAUUGCUGUUUGGAAGAAAUUGUCAGAUGAUAGUUGCUACAAUAAACUUAAUGAGCCGGAUGUCUAUCCUCCUAAGUGUGAUGAUAGCCUUGAACCAGACUCAGGAUGGUACACGCCAUUACGCUCUUGUGUUGUCGUUCCUGACCCAAAGCUAAAAAAGUCAGCUUUGAAAUCCAUCCCUAGAUGGCCAGAGCGGUUGCAUGUUACACCAGAUCGUAUUUCCGAUGUGCAUGGUGGGAGUGCUAGGGCUUUUAAGCAUGAUGACAGCAAGUGGAGGGUACGAUUGAAGCACUACAAGAAGUUGCUCCCAGCAAUUGGGACAGAUAAGAUCAGAAAUGUUAUGGACAUGAACACAAUAUAUGGAGGUUUUGCUGCAGGAACGAUUGAUUAUCCUUUGUGGGUCAUGAAUGUGGUCUCUUCCUAUGCUGCAAAUACACUGCCAGUGGUCUAUGAUCGGGGCCUUAUUGGAACUUACCAUGAUUGGUGUGAAGCUUUUUCUACAUAUCCCCGAACUUAUGAUCUUCUACAUCUUGAUGGCCUCUUUACUGCAGAAAGCCACAGAUGCGAAAUGAAAUAUGUACUCUUAGAGAUGGACCGAAUCCUGCGCCCCAACGGGUAUGCAAUAGUUCGAGAAUCCAGCUACUUUGUGGACGCUGUUGCGACUAUUGCCAAAGGCAUGAGAUGGGGUUGUCGCAAAGAAGAUACUGAGUAUGGCAUAGGGAAGGAGAAAGUAUUGAUAUGCCAGAAAAAACUCUGGUAUUCAUCAAAUCGGACUUCUAGAUGAUGAACAUAGAAAACCAAACCAAGUUUGAUCUCUUGGAGGGCCGGAAAUAGGGUUAGAAGCAAGUUCAAUACCAUUCACAGAAAAUUAGUUCACUUCAUUCUAUAAGAAGCCAAGAAUAUUCAAAUUUUAUCAUGAAGACUCAGUUACCCAAUAAGGUGCUUUCAUUAACAUAUAGGAUUUGCGUAUAGAUAUAUUUUUUUAAGGUGUCAACAUGUACUUGGUAUAAUUUCCCUUUCCUCCUUUUCUUUUUCCAUAUUUCAUAUUUUUUUCCUCUUUUCAUGCCAAGCUGUAAUAGAAUGAUUUGGAAAUUUGUUUGUAAGGGGUUUAUAUGUACCAAAAAAUGAAACAGCAACGGGUUUAAAAAUUAAGACCCUGACAGCUUGUUAUUGUUUUAGAAUCUUAAAUGAACUUUGCUUUUGUUUUAUGCAGUCACGCUACGCUGCAAUUUUA